AGCGCCCAGCGGACAACCACCAGCGGACAGCGCCCAGUGUCCAGCGGACAACCACCAGCGCCCAGCGCCCAGCGGACAACCACCAGCACCCAGUGUCCAGCCGACAGCGCCCAGCGGAUAGCGCCCAGCGGACAACCACCAGCGGACAGCGCCCAGUGCCCAGCGGACAACCACCAGCGCCCAGUGCCCAGCCGACAGCGCCCAGCGGACAGCGCCCAGCGCCCAGCGGACAACCACCAGCGCCCAGUGCCCAGCGGACAGCGCCCAGCGUACAGCGCCCAGCUGACAGCUCCCAGUGCCUAGUGCCCAGCGGACAGCGCCCAGCUGACAGCGCCCAGUGCCUAGUGCCCAGCGGACAGCGCCCAGCUGACAGCGCCCAGUGCCUAGUGCCCAGCGGACAGCGCCCAGCUGACAGCGCCCAGUGCCUAGUACCCAGCGGACAGCGCCCAGCUGACAGUGCCUAGUGCCCAGCGGACAGCGCCCAGUGCCCAGCGGACAACCACCAGCGCCCAGUGCCCAGCGGACAACCACCAGCGCCCAGUGGCCAGCGGCCAGCGGCCAACUACCAGUGCCCAGUGCCCAGCGGCCAACCACCAGCGCGGCUGAGAGCGGCCCGGCCCCCGCAGCCCCCGGCCCACGUAGCCCCCGGCUCCCGGGCCCCCCGGGCCCCCCGAGCCCCCGACCAUGGAAGAAGAACUCAAGUGCCCGGUGUGCGGGUCCCUGUUCCGCGAGCCGCUCAUCCUGCCCUGCUCGCACAACGUGUGCCUGCCCUGCGCCCGCACCAUUGCCCUGCGGACCCCCGAGGGCGAGCGGACCCUGCCCGGGCCUCCGGCCCCGGAGCCCGGCCCGGACUCGGCCGGCCCCCCGGCCCCCGCCCCCGGCCCCGGCCCCGGCCCCGGCCCGGACGUGGCGGACAAGCUGAGCCUGCACAGCGAGGCGGACAGCGGCUACGGGUCGUGCCCGCCCAGCCUCCGCUCGCCCAACGGCGUGCGCGUCCUGCCCCCGGGGGCGCCCCCCGCCCCGCCGGGCCCCUCCGGCCCCUCCGGCCCCUCCGGCCCCUCCGGCUCCGGCCCCUCCGGCCCCUCCGGCCCCUCCGGCUCCGGCGGCUCCGGCCCCUCCGGCGGCUCCGGCUCCGGCUCCGGCUCCAUCACCUGCCCGCAGUGCCACCGCAGCGCCUCCCUGGACCCCCGCGGCCUCCGCGGCUUCCGGCGCAACCGGCUGCUGGAAGCCAUCGUGCGGCGCUACCGCCAGGCCCGGGGCCCGGGGCGGCUGGGCGACGGCCCGGGGGGGGGGGACGGCGACGACGACGGCGGCGGCCCCGGGGCCCCGCCCGCCCCGCCCGCCCCGCCCUGCCAGCUGUGCGAGCGCCGGCCCCCCGAGCCCGCCGCCGCGCUGUGCCAGCAGUGCCACCUGCUCUACUGCGCCGCCUGCCAGGCCAGCUGCCACCCGCCCCGAGGGCCCUUCGCCCACCACCGCCUCGUCGCCCUCCCGGCCCCGCCCCGCCAGCAGCAGCAGCAGCAGCAGGCCCAGCAGCAGGCCCAGCAGCAGCAGCAGCAGGCCCACGGCGGCCCCGGGCACGGGCACGGCCCCGGCCCCGGCCCCGCCCGCCAGGCCCCCGCCUGCCCGGACCACGACGGGGAGACGUACAGCAUGUACUGCAACGCCUGCCGGGCGCCCGUGUGCCCCCGCUGCCUGGGCGACGGGCCCCACGCCCAGCACCACCUGCGCCCGCUCGCCGCCGCCUGGAGGCAGCACAAGGCUCAACUGUCCCAGGCCCUGAAUGGGGUUUCCGACAAAGCGAAGGAAGCAAAAGAAUUUCUGGUUCACCUGAAGGAUAUUCUGCAGCAGAUCCAGGAGAACAGUCUGGACUACGAGGCCUGUCUGGUCGCUCAGUGCGAUGCCCUGGUGGACGCUCUGACCCGCCAGAAGGCCAAGCUGCUCACCAAAGUCACCAAGGAGCGGGAGCACAAGCUGAAGGUGGUGUGGGAGCAGAUCAACCACUGCACGCUGAAGCUGCGGCAGUCCACGGGGCUGAUGGAGUACUGCUUGGAGGCCAUCAAGGAGAACGACCCCGCCGGAUUUCUGCAGGUUUCAGACGCGCUGAUCACCCGCGUGCAGCUUUCCCAGGAGCAGUGGGUCAAGGGGGCCCUGGAGGCCAGAGUGUCCGCCGACUUCGACCUGACCCUGGACAGCGAGCCCCUGCUGCAGACCAUCCACCAGCUGGACUUUAUCCAGAUGAAACGUAGGAUGCCACCCACCCCGCUCCUGCAGCUGGAGAAGUGUUGCACCAGGAAUAACAGCGUGACCCUGGCCUGGAGGACCCCCGCCUUGGCCCCCGGCCCCGUGGAAGGUUACGUCCUGGAGCUGGAUGACGGGGACGGCGGACAGUACCGGGAGGUGUACGUGGGCAAGGAGACGGUGUGCACCAUCGACGGACUUCACUUCAACAGCACCUACAACGCCAGGGUCAAAGCCUUCAACUCCUCCGGCUUCGGGCCCUACAGCAAGACCGUCGUCCUGCAGACGUCCGACGUGGCCUGGUUCACCUUCGAUCCCAACACGGCCCACCGGGACAUCGUCCUGUCGAACGACAACCAGACGGCGACGUGCAGCAGCUACGAUGACCGCGUGGUGCUGGGCACGGCGGCUUUCUCCAAGGGGGUGCACUACUGGCAGCUGCACGUGGACCGCUACGACAGCCACCCGGACCCCGCCUUUGGCGUGGCCCGUGCCAACGUGGCCAAGGACAUGAUGCUGGGCAAGGACGACCGAGCCUGGGCCAUGUACGUGGACAGCAACCGCAGCUGGUUCAUGCACCGCAACUCCCACACCAGCCGGACGGAGGGCGGCGUGGGCCAGGGGACGACCGUGGGCGUGCUGCUAGACCUGAACGAGCACACGCUGACCUUCUUCAUCAACGGGCAGCAGCAGGGCCCCACCGCCUUCGAUCACGUGGAUGGGGUCUUCAUGCCGGCCCUCAGCCUCAACCGCAAUGUGCAGGUGACCCUGCACACCGGACUGGAGGUGCCCUUGGACCUGGCUCCGGUCAAGCCGCCCAGCAACUGAUCGGUUCCAGCUUCCUGCUGGCUGCCCCUCCCCACCCCACCCCACCCCA
Molecule: messenger RNA, 3115 nt
Organism: Tachyglossus aculeatus (Australian echidna)
Lineage: Eukaryota; Metazoa; Chordata; Mammalia; Monotremata; Tachyglossidae
Gene: TRIM67
Product: tripartite motif containing 67
Exons: 10
Coding region: 685-3066 (793 amino acids)
Molecular function (GO): protein binding; zinc ion binding
Source: RefSeq, a predicted model, not a curated record